Messenger RNA from Hemibagrus wyckioides, 3547 nucleotides. RefSeq names its product BCL2 family apoptosis regulator BOK b (gene bokb). The record is from RefSeq and is a predicted model, not a curated record. Gene Ontology annotation, molecular function: protein heterodimerization activity; protein homodimerization activity. The transcript has 4 exons. Gene Ontology annotation, cellular component: mitochondrial outer membrane. Bases 1900 to 2499 code for a protein of 199 amino acids. Gene Ontology annotation, biological process: regulation of apoptotic process; extrinsic apoptotic signaling pathway in absence of ligand; intrinsic apoptotic signaling pathway in response to DNA damage. NCBI's taxonomy places the organism in Eukaryota, Metazoa, Chordata, Actinopteri, Siluriformes, Bagridae.
UCUUGGUAGCAUUAAGAGUUCCUUUCACUGGAACUAAGGGGCAGAGUCCAACCUUUUACAUGUAGACAUUUACCUCAUCAUUAAUCUGAAUAAGUCUAAAGUGAGAAGCCUUCAUUCACAUAAACACACACAGUCUGAGAAGGUGUGGACAUUUUAACGUGUUCUUCACCUACACUGUGAGCUUCCGAAGACGGAGUGGGUUCCAUUAAACAAGUCCAUUUUAAUGAGGAUUAAACGUGUCCUCUUGACAGGGGCAGGUUAAAAAUAAGAGAGAUAAUUUUAGAUUUAUUCCAGCACCAGUGGAGCGUGAGUGAAAGGCUCACCUGCUACUGAUGAACUGAUUUAGACAAACUCAAAAUAAGUGUUUUAUACAGAUUAUUACAGGUUCAUGAGAAGAUAAAAAUCUUCUAAGCAAUCCGUUCAAAAUGAAAAGUACAUCAAAGCACAUGAGCAGUGAGCUGCAUGAUACAGUCCAUGUACACCUGAUUUAACUCAUCAGCUCAUUAACACUCUCACUGAGGUUUCAGCAGAAAGAACGGUGCACUGAGGAUCUACAGGAUCGGAGUGGGGAUCUACUGCAGGAACAAGGCUGAGAGUCGGUGAGGAUCUACACUUCAGGAAUUGAGAGUCAUCAGUGAGGAUCUACUGCAGGAAUUGAGAGUCAUCAGUGAGGAUCUACUGCAGGAACAGGGCUGAGAGUCAGUGAGGAUCUACUGCAGGAACAGGGCUGAGAGUCAGUGAGGAUCUACUGCAGGAACAGCACUGAGAGUCAGUGAGGAUCUACUGCAGGAACAGGACUGAGAGUCAGUGAGGAUCUACUGCAGGAACAGCGCUGAGAGUCAGUGAGGAUCUACUGCAGGAACAGGGCUGAGAGUCAGUGAGGAUCUACUGCAGGAACAGGGCUGAGAGUCAGUGAGGAUCUACUGCAGGAACAGGACUGAGAGUCAGUGAGGAUCUACUGCAGGAACAGGACUGAGAGUCAGUGAGGAUCUACUGCAGGAACAGGGCUGAGAGUCAGUGAGGAUCUACUGCAGGAACAGGACUGAGAGUCAGUGAGGAUCUACUACAAGAAUUGGACUAAAAGUCAGAAAGGAGACACAGAAAUAGGGCUAAGAGUCAGUGAGGAUCUACUACAGCAGGGAUGUCCAAUUUUAUCCGCAAAGGGCCGGUGUGGGAGCAGGUUUUCAUUCCAAUUGAGCAGAAGUCACACCUGAGUCUACUGAAAGCCAAGAUCUACUGAUUAGCCAGUUGGAAUCAGGUGUAGCUUCUGCUUGGUUGGAAUGAAAACCUGCACCUACACCAGCCCUUUCUGGAUGAGAUUGGACACCCCUGUACUUCAGGAACUGAGAGUCAGUGAUGAUCUGCUAGAGGAGCAGGUCAGAGCCACAGUGAGGACUGAAAUUGAGCUCAAUCAGAACAGCAGGGUUUGGUAAUCAGUCCUCUGCUCACAAGCGGAGCUCACAUGCCAUUUCCACCGAGAUGCCUGAGAAGAUAGAAUUCCUGCCUGGAAGAAAACCUCUGCUGUAGGAAUAAAACAGGUAUUUUUUUUGCAGGGAUUCUCUGGAAUGUUUCAGUAUUUAGGUAGCAUGCAGGAAAUUAACUUGAGCGUGAAGUUUAUUUUUUUCUUCCCGACCGGCGCUUUACAGAAACACUUGGAGCAGACGCGCUCAAAACGAGAGCCGGCUAAUUAGCAUAAAGGUAGCCGGUGUCUCCAGAGCUUCAUUAGCAGCUUUUAAGAACAUUUUUAAUGCGCGUUUUUCCUCAAAGUCGAUUAAAAAUGGAGAGUGUGUUCUGUCCUGAAAGCUGAGCUGCUAAAACGCGACAAAACAAACAGAAAUGGACUCUGAGAGCUGAAAGACAAGUCGGAGAUUUUUAAAACCGGUUUUUCCCUCAGGAGUGAUGGAGGUGUUUGAGCAAAUUCCCACGGAAAGGGAGUUGGUUUUCCAGGCGAAAAUGCUGUGUCGUGAAUUCAUGUACUCCAGGAUAACUCGGGAAGGACUGAGCUGGACUGAGGUGGACACUGCUCCUCCUGCAGCUCCUGGAACUCUCGCACACACAGCUCUGGUGCUCCUCAAGCUGGGUGAUGAACUGGAGAACAUUCAGCCACACGUCUAUCGCAACAUCGCCAGGCAGCUGAACAUCUCGGUGACGAUGGAGGUGGUGGUGUCUGACGCUUUUCUGUCUGUAGCUACUGAAAUCCUAUCCCUCGGGAUCACGUGGGGGAAAGUGGUGGCCAUCUUUGCAGUGGCUGGUGGUCUGGCGGUGGACUGUGUGCGACAGGAGCGUCCGGCCGUAGUGCACACUAUAGAGGAGAGUCUAGGGGAGUUUGUGAGGAAGAGUCUAGUGCCCUGGCUCAGGAGGAGAGGAGGAUGGAGCGACAUUUUGAAGUGUGUGAGGAAUGUAGAGACCCGCUCUCAAACACACUGGCUCUCAUCAGUCGUACUGACCUGGAGACACCUUGUGAAGAUGAUCUACAUCUACCUGAUGAAGGAGCUGUGAGGCAUCAAGGACACAUACCCCCCCCACCCCACCCGCCCCUAGAUGGACAGAGGCUGGUGCCCUCUAGUGGCUCUACUGUGUACUACACUCUUAAAAUCAACGCUCAGUUUCACUUCCACACAUUCAGAGCAACUCUAAGAAAAUAGUUAGAAAUUAGUGAUCUCGAGGAAAAAAUAAAAAUGCUCCUUUUAAAAAUGUCCACAAUAAGGACAGAUGUGUAAAUUCACAAUAACAUUAAUAAACAAUGAAAAUACAUUUGAUUUAAGUAAAUAUAUUAAUAUUGAAAAUAAUUUAAAUGGUACUUUAAGCCACACCCCCUUCCCCUAGCUCUUUUUUUUUUUUAAAUAGUAUUUAUUUUUUAUAUUUAUCUAUUUUAGUGCAAUCUUGCUGCCCUUGUGUUGGUCUGUACCCAACACUGAGGUGUUUUUUAAUACUGUGUGAAAUCUAUGUUGCUUCUGAGUGAUGAGUUUUAGCUUGAUUUUUAUUGCAUGAAUUAAUUUUUUAUUUAUGUUCUCAUGUUGAUGUGGAGAACCAUGCUGCACUUUGGCUUUGUGUUGGAGCACUUUGACUUAUAUGCAUGCUAUAAAUAAAGAUUCCAAAUUUCUAUCGCAUUAAUGAAUAUUUAUUAAACAGAUGUAGAAGAGCCAUGAGCCAACUGAUACCACAAGGAAACUUUCAUUCUGUGAGUAAUGAUCUGUGUCUUUAAAUCAAUUAUUCAAUCAAUUAAUCACUUAAUUGAAUUUAUAAAUAAGAAUGUGUCUGAAAAAACAUUUUCUCAGUAUUACAUUUGAUAGUAUAGAAACCUGGUCAUAAAAUAAAAACAUGUUUAAUUAUAGUUUCUCUAGCUGGAAUUAGCCAAUAUUUUAAGCUGGAAAAUAUCGCAGAGUAUCAGUAAUUUAGAGAAGGAAAAAACAGAAGAUGAAUGCAGUUUAUGUAAAGAAUUAAAUCACUUCCACAUGACUUCAGCAAUAAAUAAAUAAAUACAAUUUUGAAUUUUUUUGGAAUUCACUAAAUUCACUGUUUAUUUGUUUCAUGAAAGAAAGAAAAA